UUGGUCCAUCUCUGCCUGUGGAAGGGGGAGCUGAAGGGAGGCAGAAGGUGAGUAAGGCCAAAUCAAAACCCAAACCCAGAAUCCCAGUCAGCCUCACUCGGGUAGCUGAGGGGCCAGAUGCUGCAGGUCCCCGAUCUGCCCCCGCCCUGUCUGAACGGCCCCUCCCUUACUGGUCCCGCUGGAACAGUCAUGCUUUCCUCUGUGACAGCCCUGUGGUGGCCCACCGGACUUGACACAAACUUUCAAGGUUCGUUAACACACGCAGCAGCCACUGGGGCCCUUCUGUGCACUAUCAGCUCUCCUGCUUGAAGGCCAAGCUGGCACGCUAUUUGGGGUCACGAGGAAGAAUGGAGAACGCAGCCACCCCAGAGAGGCCCCGGCGUGAAGCAGGGCAAGCUCUCUCCAGCGGCUGAGCACUGCCCUGGGCGUGGCCAGGGUGCCCGGCAGGUCCACUCCUACAAGAAUCUGCAAGCUUCCUCCCUUCCUUCCUCCCUCACCAACCUACCUGGAGGCAGGUAAUAAAGCAGGCGGAGGGAGAUGGAUGGAUGGGGAGGGCGGAGAGCCACGUGGUGCCAUAAAGCCCAGCUGGAGAGGGCCUGUCGCGGGAGUGUCCAGACUGCAGGAGCCAGCGCGCUCAGAAGGUGGACUGUCAGCCUUGUGAGAGUCGGAGCCGGAGCCGGAGCCGCAAGGCCCGGGAGGAGGCCAUGCACCGAGGUGCGCCAGGACCAGGCCUCGGGGGCCUGAAGGGGGCCGAGGACUCUGCCGAGGACUUGGGGAACGCUUGCCUGGGGGCUAGGAGGGAGUUUGGGGUGCUGAGGGAGAACGGCCAGCCCUGCGGCCUGGGCGAGGCAGAGGAGACGGCGGGCGGCCGAAGGCGCAGCCGGCCCGUGCGCUCCAAGGCGCGGCGCAUGGCGGCCAACGUGCGCGAGCGCAAGCGCAUCCUGGACUACAACGAGGCCUUCAACGCGCUGCGCCGCGCGCUGCGCCACGACCUGGGCGGCAAGCGGCUCUCCAAGAUCGCCACGCUGCGCCGGGCCAUCCACCGCAUCACGGCGCUCUCCCUCGUGCUGCGCGCCAGCCCCACGCCGCGCUGGCCCUGCGGCCACCUGGAGUGUCACGGCCAGGCCGCGCGCGCCGGGGACGCGGGGGACCCCGGCUGCCGUCCGCCGCAGCCUGCGCCGCUGCCCGCCGGGCCCUUCGCGCCGCGCUGUGCCUCGUGCUUCCCGCACGCGCCCCUGGGACGGCCCACGGCGGUGGCCGAGGCACAGGGUGCCGCCCAGACCUCCGCAGGAAGCUGGCGUCGAUGUCCAGGGGCUCCUUCUGCCUGGCCGCGAGGCCACCUGCGAGCGGGUCCCGGGAUGGGCUACCAGCACUCCUGACCGGGCACCGAGGGCCCUCGCGGGCCUGGAUGGAGACCGGCCUGGGAGGAGCCAAUGGCAGGAUGACUCCAGGAGGGGAGAUUAUAAAACCAUCCGGAGCAAAACUGAAUGGGCUGAGGCCUGAGGGGGAAAGGAGGCCCUUUGCCAGUGAGAAGGAACUCUGGAGCCUGGGGCUGCACCCACCCCCCCCAGAUCCCCACAACCCCAGCCUCCUCUGAAAGGAGCAGGAUCCUGCUGGGCUCUUACCUUUGGACUUGAACUCCUUUUGGAAAGUGACCUUUGUUUGCAUUGUGGGCCUUGGGGUCCUAUUGUCUUGCUGCUUUUUAGGAGAAUGGGGCUCUGGACAGAGGGGUUGUGCAUGGGGGUGUGGGUGGCACCUGGUGUGGUCUGAUAGCACAGUGUGGGGUCCCCUCCCCCUGCCUGUGCAGAUGCCCCAAGUCUGAUCUGGGAGAGGCAAUCAGAAGCAGCCAAAUAAAAAGAAGCUGUCAUCCCCGUUUGCUCCCAGGACUCCAUUAGGCCCAGGAGCCCAGGGUAGCAGGAAGGCCUGAGGGGCUUGAGGCCUGGAGGCUCACCCUGGAAUGUUUGGCCACAGCCGGAAGCCCACAGGUAGGUACUUGGAGACACUGUACCAAGUUCAUGGGAACACCCAGGUGUGCUGAGCCCUGGGAGGGGCACCAUGGGAAAGGACAUUAUUUGGAGGGAGAGCCGGACUGGGAAGUUCCUCUCUGGCCCCCCUGCAGAGCUGCAGUCUGCGCUUAGCCCCGGGAGGGUGGCAAUGAGCAGAGUCUAGGCCAGUCUCAGGGAAGGAAGCUGAAGGCAGGGCCAAGGAUUGGGGGGUCAGUAAGUUCUGUCUGUACCCCAAGCAGUGGGUGGCUGGAGCUCCCAGGGACGAGUGGGGCCAGUGCAGAGGGGCAGACUUGGAAUCCAGGAAAGUGGGGCCUCGGGCCAAGGCUGCUGAGAAAAUGUGCGGGAUGGCCGGCUCCUCAGAGAAGUCUGGAGAGCUGCUGUGUCUAAGACGAGUGCUCCCGAGUCCGUGUCAGGCCUCACUCAGGCUGACCUGGCUGACGUUGCACGGACUGCUUGCCGAGGUGAGGACACGGAUGUGCUGGAGGAGGUCUGAGGGCUUUCUGGUCUCCUUGGAGAGCUGGGCUCUGGC
Messenger RNA from Sus scrofa (pig), 2535 nucleotides. It is a transcript of the gene BHLHA9, whose product is annotated as basic helix-loop-helix family member a9. The record is from RefSeq and is a predicted model, not a curated record. Gene Ontology annotation, molecular function: DNA-binding transcription factor activity, RNA polymerase II-specific; RNA polymerase II transcription regulatory region sequence-specific DNA binding; protein dimerization activity. Gene Ontology annotation, biological process: regulation of transcription by RNA polymerase II; developmental process. Lineage: Eukaryota; Metazoa; Chordata; Mammalia; Artiodactyla; Suidae.